AACUUGUAAACAGGACUGAAACAUACACAUCGACAGCAUUCAUCAACCUUCAAAUUUCUUGCGCGUUAAUCUAAUAUUUUACGAUUACAUUUGUAAAUAGAGUUAUAAAAAAAUUGCUUUUUAUAAAUGAAAAUGUCCAUCAUAUGUGACAUGAAAAUGUGUAUAAUAAUUUAAUAUUGUUCAUACCAUAUAUUCAGUACAUAACAUAGUUAUGUUAUAUGAUUAUUAUAAAUCUGAUAAGUAUAAUCAUGCACGUGACAGUAUUUCAAGCCUUAAAAUGUUCAACUAUAUAGAAUCACGAAUAAAUUGGCGUAGUUAUUCAUAUUUUAAAAUAGUUAAAACUCUAGCAUAAAAGAUAUUUCGAUAUUAAAGUUGUUUCUUUAAAAAUGGUUAUAAAUUUUUACUCUGUUUAGGUUAUGAGUGGGCAUAGGACUAUAAAUAUUAUUUUUAAAAAGAUAAAUGAUAUCAAAACUCAAUUAUUUUCACCAAAAUAUUUACUUUAUACAAAUGUAGCUAUAUCUAUUUCUCUUUCUGCUACGGGAGAUGUAUUGGAACAACAUUAUGAAAUAUUAAAGGGUGAGUGGGAUAAAUUUAGUACAAAGAGAACUAAAAACAUGGCUAUAUCUGGUAUGUCGGUUGGUAUAAUAUGUCAUUAUUGGUACAAAUAUUUAGAUGUCAAAUUACCAGGGCGUACAAUUGACAUUGUUUUGAAAAAAGUUGUUAUUGACCAAUUAAUUUGUUCUCCACUUUAUAUAACAAUGUUUUUCUUAACACUAGCCAUUUUAGAAAAAAAUAGUUGGUCUGAAUUAAAAAAUGAGAUUAUCAGCAAAGCUUAUAAAUUGUAUAUAGCUGAAUGGAUUAUUUGGCCCCCAGCACAAAUUUUUAAUUUCUAUUUCCUACCAACAAAAUAUAGAGUUCUUUAUGAUAAUACUAUAUCUCUUGGAUAUGAUGUUUAUACCAGUCAAGUGAAACAUGGUUGUUCAAAUUCCAAUUUAAAAAAUAGUUAAUAAAUUAGUAUUUCAAAUUUUAGAUAAGUAAUUCAUUUAACAGUUGUAAUUUAUAAAUAAAGGAUAUUUUAAUUAAAUUGUAAAAGUUUAUAAUGGAAAACCAAAUUUAAUGGAGGGGCUUUUUGUUAUACUUCUGUUUUGAGACGUUUUUGAAAGAAUAUUACAAAAUUAUAUGCUUAUUGUACAUAAUAUUUACAUAUAUUAUGCGAAAAGUUGUUAUAAAAAUGUUACAUUUAAAACAUUCCAUCAUGAAUACCUAUCGGUACCAGGACAGCAAUAAAUAAUAACAAAUUACGUGCGACUAAUUUCCAAUCAUUUGGA
Molecule: messenger RNA, 1328 nt
Organism: Nomia melanderi (Alkali bee)
Lineage: Eukaryota; Metazoa; Arthropoda; Insecta; Hymenoptera; Halictidae
Product: mpv17-like protein 2
Biological process (GO): mitochondrial ribosome assembly
Cellular component (GO): membrane; cytoplasm; mitochondrion
Source: RefSeq, a predicted model, not a curated record